Molecule: messenger RNA, 1473 nt
Organism: Penicillium pulvis
Lineage: Eukaryota; Fungi; Ascomycota; Eurotiomycetes; Eurotiales; Aspergillaceae
Gene: pex12
Product: ubiquitin-protein ligase peroxin 12
Exons: 2
Coding region: 1-1473 (490 amino acids)
Biological process (GO): protein import into peroxisome matrix; protein monoubiquitination
Cellular component (GO): peroxisomal membrane; peroxisomal importomer complex
Molecular function (GO): protein binding; ubiquitin-protein transferase activity; zinc ion binding
Source: RefSeq, a predicted model, not a curated record
AUGGAGUACCUUCCUAGUCUCCAGCAAGAGUUCGAUGAACACAAACCAUCGCUCUUCGAACUACUUGCUGAACAGCAACUGUCUGACUUACUACCUCCAUCCAUCCGAUACCUACUCGCUGUCGCGACACACCGACACCCGCGGUACCUACUCCGGAUCCUCAAUUCAUAUGACGAGGUCUACGCCCUCGUCUCCCUAGUCGUCGAACGCUAUUAUCUCCGCACAUUCGGCGGCUCCUUCACAGAAAAUUUCUAUUCCCUUAAACGCGAGCGCGUUCUCCGCACAAAGAAUGGCGAAAUCCCGCGCGCCCAGGUUGGCGCCGGUGGCCCUGUGCGCGAUGCCCUCAAGUUACACUCCGCCGACGUGUGGAAGAACCUGCUUGUUAUGGUCGGAAUACCUUAUUUGAAACGCAAGCUUGAUGAAGGAUACGAUAUUCACGCAGCACCGCAAGCGUCCCUGGUUCUAGGUGGGGGACCGCGAUACAACCCCAGCGAUGAUCUGCCUCCGCACCCGACAGUGCGCCAGCGCAUCUUCCACUACUACAAGUGGUUCCUGCGCAACAUAUACCCUUCCGUGAACGCGGCAUAUUAUUUCUCGAUUUUGGCUUUCAAUCUCGCCUAUUUGUUCGAUAAUACGAAAUACUCAUCCCCCUUCCUUUGGCUCAUUGGAUCGCGCAUUCGCCGUCUCGGAGCCGCAGACCACCGUGCCAUUGCUGAGGUGCUGGACCCGAAGCCUGCGCUCGGUGGGAGCAGCAGAUCCCAGCGACCUGGAUCCGGCCUUAUGGGGCUUCUCAGUCCCCAGAAUCUGUCACCACCACUCCUCACUUCCCUACGCUACUUCCUUCCCGCAUCUAUCUUUGCUCUAAAGUUCUUGGAAUGGUGGCACGCAAGUGACUUCUCGCGGCAAUUGGCCCGUAAAGCCACUGAGGUUCUCGACCUACCUGCGCCUGUCGUCUCGGGCUUGACUAACCCGGCCGAGCGAAGAAGGUCCGGUCAAGAAGAAAAGGAGAAGAAGCAGGCUGAAGAGAAGAAACCUGCCGGAGAUCUCAAAUCUGCUCUAAAACCAGCCCGUCGCCAGAAACACCCCAUCUCUGCUACUUCAUACCUCCCCAUAUUUACUGUUCCCUUACCACCAGCAGACACUUCAAGCGCGAAUACUUGUCCCGUUUGCUUGAAUACCCUUGUCAACCCGACAGCCUGUCAAACAGGAUAUGUGUUCUGCUACGUGUGUAUCUUUCAUUGGAUCAAUGGCGAACACCAACGCCAGUUGGACUUCAUGAACGGGGAGGGAGCCGGUGCUGCCUGGGAAGAGGAAAUCAUGGGCGACGAUGAUGAGAAGAACUCAGAUGAAGCUGAGGGAGAGAAGGGCUCUCGUAAGCGUGGCGGGAAAUGGGAAAGUGGCAAAGGGAGAUGCCCUGUUACUGGCAGGAGAGUCCUUGGUGGAACUGAGGGCUUGCGACGUGUGCUAAUCUGA